Molecule: messenger RNA, 816 nt
Organism: Phaedon cochleariae (mustard beetle)
Lineage: Eukaryota; Metazoa; Arthropoda; Insecta; Coleoptera; Chrysomelidae
Source: the annotation of a GenBank genome assembly
AUGGUUUUCAAUUUGAACGGUAAAAUUGCACUUAUUUCUGGAGGUGCAUCUGGUAUUGGACUGAAUUUUGCAAAAGAACUACUGAAGAAUGGAGUGAAGGGAGUGUGCUUAGCAGAUGUCAGUCCCGAGUUUGGUGAUGAAGCAUUGAAGGAUAUUGAGGCGAAAUUUGGUACCAAUAGAGCCAUAUUCGUCCAGACUGAUGUAACAGAUAUCAAACAAUUUCAGAAUGCUUUCGAGAAGACCAUAGAAACGUUCAAAUACAUAGACAUACUUAUCAAUAAUGCAGGAAUUAUGAAUGACUCUCUUUGGGAGAAAGAAAUUUCGAUAAAUUUGAAUGGAACAAUUCACGGCACUCUUCUGGCCCUGGAGAAAUAUUUGCCCAAUUACAAACAAGGUGAAGAUGCCCUCAUCGUCAAUAUGUCCUCCGUAGCUGGCAUUGCUGAAUUCGGUUUCAUUCCCAUCUACACCGCCACUAAACAUGCAAUCAUAGGGCUGACCAGGGCCUGGGGAAUCCCACUCGUUUAUGAAAGAACUAAAGUACGGGUUGUUGCAUUGUGUCCUGGAGGAACAUUGACUCCACUGACAACUGAUAUGAAUGGAAGGAAUUUGGGAAAAGAAUAUGAAACCAUCUUGGAGAAAACUAGGCAUACAUUUCAACCUCCUCAAGAACCAGAAUACGUAGCUGAGGAGGCCAUGAAUGUACUCAAACACGGGCCCAAUGGAACAUUAUGGGUGAUCGAAAGUGGACAACCAGCCUACGAAUUCAAGUUUCCUGAGAGGUUUGCACAAAAAGGAAAUGUGCUAUCUUAUGAUUGA